CCACUGGCAGAGGUGACUGUGGAGCUCAGCCCGAUGAGCCGGUAGGAAGGGGGCUGCUCCUGCCCGGGGUGUCAGGUUGGAACAGUGGGAUGGAUGUGGCGUGACAGGGUCAGUGGGGUUGGAGCAGCAGGGGAAGCUGACAGGUUUUCUGAAGAACAGCCCUGUGAUGUGUGAACCCCUCUCUGUGGGGUGAGUCCCAGCUGGAGAAGAGACUCAAGAGACAGGCAUAACUUUUCUCUGGUUUCUUUUCCAAGGGACAUCUUCGGGCUUAUUUGGCAACUGGCAGGUGCCUUUGUCUCUCUGGGGAGAAAUUUUCUGAGCCCAUGCCAUUCCCACAGAGUACACACUACUUGUUUCUGCUGUGGACAGGGGGCAGGAUGGGAAUGUCUGAGGGCCACUGCAAGCAAGAGGGACAACAGAGAGUGCUCCCUAACCAGCAGCCCAGGUCUCUCACUUGGAUGAUGAAGCUUGAGCACUGCUUGUGCUUUGGCCAAUCUCAGGCAGAGCCAAAAGCAAAGCUCCUUGGCAGUGCCACUGGCACAGCAGAGCCAGAGCCUCUGGCUUUGGCUGCAGAAGGACAAACUGCUGUGCAGCCAAGCACUCAGGGGAGAGCCAAGCAUCUGCAGGGGAAGGGUUUUCCCCAGCUGUGGCAAGAGACCAUGCAGGUGUGGGAGAGCUGUGGAGCCAGUCAGACCGAGCUCCUGUGCUUCCUUGCUCUGAAGGGGUUUGCCCAAGGCUUGGGUAAUCGAUAGCCCCAGGACUCCCUCUCUUUCAGGCAAAAGAUGGUCCCACUGAAGAAGAGCUUUCAAGUCUUCAUCGUGUUGCUCUCAGUGGCUCUUGCUGCUGUUUUCUGCGGGACUGCCCUGCCAGGAUGCUCACCCUGGACAAAGGGACUCAUGGAGGAGCUGCCAAGUGUAUUUUCAGCAGGACUGAAAACCCUCUGGAAUUCACACACCUUCACUGAAACCCAAAAACUGCAGAAUCUCCUGGAAGAGGUCGCUCAGCUGAGGGCAGAGAUCAGUAGUUUGAAGAUGGCUUUGGAAUCCUGUGUCAAGAUGGACUGGGCCCUUAAGAGCUCCGGAGCCACCAUUGACACACAAAGAACUUCCCAGACCUACGACUGCAACGAGAGUUUUCUCUGCAGGAUUUUACGCCUCUUCUGGACUACCAGCCCUCCUGAUACCAUUCUGCAGCCAAAUGUUUACCCAGGAAACUGCUGGGCUUUCAAAGGGCAUCAGGGCCAGGUUGUCAUCAGGUUGCCAGCGCGAGUCUACCUGACUGCCAUCACAGUGCAGCACAUCACCAAAGAAGCCUCUCCAAGUGGGACCAUCAACAGUGCUCCCAAAGACAUUGCUGUCUUUGGAGUGGAUGCAGACAGAGAAGAGGAAACUCUCCUGGGCACAUUCAGCUACAAUGUGGAAAAAGAUCCCAUGCAGACUUUCCCUCUGAAGAACAUGCUGCUCCCCAGAGCCUUUUCACAAGUCAAACUUAUUGUGAAGAGCAACUGGGGAAACCCAUGGUAUACCUGCAUCUACCGAGUGAAGGUUCAUGGAAAGAUGGAAAACCAGAAAGCCUCAACCAAGGGCCAAGAUAAAUAAAGAAGAAAACACAAAAGAAGGAAGGGCAGGGGGAAGAAGGGAAAUGGGGGAAAUGAUGUGGCAGCCCAUUGUUGAUUUUAGAGGAUGUAUGUGGGACUGUGUGAGGUGAGUUUUAGGUAAAUAUUAGGAAUUAUAGUACAAUUUAAUUCCCCCUGUUGAAAGGGACCCAUAAGGAUCAUCACGUCUAACUCCUGGCCCUACACAGGACAGCUCCAACAACCACACCAAGUGUCUGACAUCUGGCUCAGUGCUGUGACCAGUUCUCUGGGAAGCCUGUUCUAGUGCCCAACCACCCUCUGAGGGAAGAACCAUUUGGGUAAAGAACCUUCUGGGUGAAAAACCUUCUGGGUGAAUCACAGAAUCUGCUGAGCUGGAAGGGACCCACGUGGAUCAUUGAGUCCAGAUGCUGCAACUCCUGGCCCUGCACAGGAGCACCCCAACAACCACACUGUGUGUCUGACAGCUGGCUUGGAGCUGUAGCCCAUUCACUGGGGAACCUGUUCCAGUACCUGAACACGUUCGGGUUCUGGUUCUUCACCCAGAAGGUUCUUCACUCAGAAGGAGAAGGUUUUUUACCAAACGUUCCUCACCAGUUUCUUCUGGACAAUUACAGGCCCUUCUGGAGGGAUAGGCAGGACAGAAGAGGAGUAGAGGUCCCUUCCAUGUCAGAGGUUCCAUGGUUCUAUGAUUCUAUGAUCAGUUGUUUCCAACCCAUCUCUUCUAAACCCCUGACACAGUGGUAUAUAUGUCAGAAACAGAGUGGAAGCCACAAGUCCAGGAUUCAAGACAAUGGCUGAAUGCAUGGAAACCUCUACUCCUUGACUGGGUGUGUAGUCAGAGACUAAUUUGUGCCAGAGCCUAACACUACUGACUAAAAUAAAUAAAGCCAUAAGCCCUGGGAAUUGUACUUCAACCUUUGUUUGAUCAGUAGAACUGUAAGCAGUAAAUCAGGUAUAGGAUGGGGACUCCACCACCUCCCUGGGCAGCCCCUGUCAAGGCCUGACCACCCUUUCAGUGAAGAAAUUCUUCCUAAUGUUCAACCUGAAUGUGCCCUGGCACAUCCUGAGGCUGUUCCCUCUCCUCCUGUCCCUGUUCCCUGGGAGCAGAGCCUGAACCUUCUUGCUGUCCCCUCUUGUCAGGGAGUUGUGCAGAGCCACAAAGUCCCCCCGAACCCCCUUUCCUCCAGACUGAGAACCCCCAGCUCCUUCAGCUGCUCUUCAUCAGACUUAUGACAAAUGACUUUUAGCUAGGAAUUCUCUGCAAACCCUUUGUAGCAACCUCCUUCUGGUUUCUUGUCACUUAAGACAAUUCAGGACAGGGAUUUAAUUUUCUUGUUAUCAAAAAUUCAGUAAAAUAACAAAAC
Molecule: messenger RNA, 2961 nt
Organism: Prinia subflava (tawny-flanked prinia)
Lineage: Eukaryota; Metazoa; Chordata; Aves; Passeriformes; Cisticolidae
Product: sperm-associated antigen 4 protein-like
Exons: 9
Coding region: 783-1598 (271 amino acids)
Cellular component (GO): nuclear envelope; meiotic nuclear membrane microtubule tethering complex
Molecular function (GO): protein-membrane adaptor activity
Source: RefSeq, a predicted model, not a curated record